AUGACCAAACUAGGCGCACAGCCCGGCGUUCACGGGAGUGAGGACGUUGAGAAGGAGUCUAUCAAGAUCGAUCCAAAAGUGUUCACAGUCCUCCAGCCCACAGUGAUCCCAAUGCCGGCUCCACCAAUGAAGCCUGCUCCAUCGCCAGCUUUCCAGGCGAUGAGAGCAUGCUUCCAUUGCAUGUUCUUUGCCACGUGUCUUUUGCUGGUGACACUCAUCGGUUUCUACUUCCUCGCCGCUACUCCUGAUCUCUUCAAGAAAACCGAAACAUCCGUGAACAAGCCACAAAUGGAGGCACUUCUAGCUCAACCAAUUGAUGGAUCAUCUGAAAAGACUAUAAACUCUGCGGAAAAUCCAGGAAUGAUGGCAAUUCCCUUGGCUCGGGUAGUUGUAGUGGAGGAUAUUUCGAAUAAUGAAGGUCAAAAGAAGACAACUGUUGAUGGAUCAGUUGAGGAGAAGUCCUCUACCAAUUUGGAUCGCCCACUUCAUCCAGAUGAGAUUGAGCAAUACCGAAUGAUGGAGGCCCGCCAACAAUUCCAACAAAUAAUGGAGGAACGUAUGUACAUGCAACAAAUGAUGGCAAUGCGAAUGAUGAGAAUGAGAAGACUUCAAGCCGCCUACUACCAACAACAACAAAUGAAGAUGGCCUACAUGCAACAACAACAGCAACAGAUGCAGGAAGAGGCCGCCCGUCAGCAAUGGGCCGAGAGAUCCCGCUAUGAAGAGGAACAACGUCGUCAGUACGAGGCUCAACAGACCUAUGCUCAACAGCAGCGUGCUCAAGCUUUCUGGCAACAACAUCAGUUGGAGAUGCAGGCUCAGACUCAGCAGGCUCAGGCCCAGGCCCAAUGGCAACAGCAGGAGCAACAGCCACAGGAGCAGCAGAGACAGAGAUUCUGGCCAAGACCAAUGAUGCAUCAGCAACAAUGGGAGAGACCAACUGUCUGGCAGCAACCACCCCAACAAUUCUUCUUCCCAUCCCAACAACAACAGCAGCAUCAGCAGCAACCACAACAGACCCAACAACCUGAGGACCGUUUCCCACAGGCUCCACAAUUCUUCCAACCAAUCCCACAACCAUCAGUUCACGAUAAGAUCUACGAGGAACUUCAGAAGAAGUCGCAGAACAUUCCAGUCAACGCACCAACUCGUCAAAUCUGGACAGCAAUCACUCCAACUCCAGCUCCAGAAGCUGCAUCUGGAACUGCUGACGUCACAGCUUCACCCAUCAACACUGCAUUCCCAGCAGUUGUCACGAGCAGCACACCAAUGCCAGAGGAUGCCGCUGAGGUUUCUGAUACUAUUCUCAGAGAUAUCUUCUCAGCUUUCGAUGAGCAAAAGAAUUCAGAGGCGGCCAACAAAGAGCUCAACUCAGCCACCCCAUCAACCACCGAAGAGCCAGAACUCGAAGGAAAGGGAGCAAUUGUGAUUGAGGACAGCUUCCCAAGAAUCGAAGAACGCACCACAACACCUGAACCAAUGGAAUCUGAAGAAGAUGCUGAACAUACAUCAUCUGAAGAUAAUCAUGAGAAGGAGUUGGAUCCAUUCGCAGCUGUUCUCAAAUUCUUCGAGAACAAUCCACCACGUGAGGCUCUCGAGGCAGCAGGGGCUGAGACAGCAGCAACCACUCAGAAACCAUUGAAACCACUGAUUGUUUGAGAAUUUUAAUUUUGAGCUGAGCUAAAAAAAAAUAAUUUUCGAAUGUAAUAAUUGUUAUACAAUUCGUCCUCCCCCGAUUAUUUUCCAUCAUCAUCAUCAUCCCAUCUUUUACGCGUGCAGGUUUGUAAAUAAAAUUAUUCGCUGU
Molecule: messenger RNA, 1804 nt
Organism: Caenorhabditis elegans
Lineage: Eukaryota; Metazoa; Nematoda; Chromadorea; Rhabditida; Rhabditidae
Gene: brp-1
Exons: 7
Coding region: 1-1659 (552 amino acids)
Source: RefSeq, marked reviewed